Messenger RNA from Rhinichthys klamathensis goyatoka, 1213 nucleotides. RefSeq names its product small VCP interacting protein (gene svip). Gene Ontology annotation, cellular component: endoplasmic reticulum membrane. Gene Ontology annotation, biological process: positive regulation of autophagy; negative regulation of VCP-NPL4-UFD1 AAA ATPase complex assembly; negative regulation of retrograde protein transport, ER to cytosol. The coding region runs from base 366 to 608 and encodes 80 amino acids. The record is from RefSeq and is a predicted model, not a curated record. Lineage: Eukaryota; Metazoa; Chordata; Actinopteri; Cypriniformes; Leuciscidae. The transcript is spliced from 4 exons.
CCAAAGAAGAAGAACUUCACUUUCAGCUAAACUAAUAUCAAAUUUAUUUACACACCAAAAUCAAAAAAACAUAUGCCGGGAGCCGUGAGAAGGAGGUUUGCUGAAGAUUAAAUUAGUCCGUUAGUGUGGUGAACGGUAUUUAUCAGUAGCGGUAGCUGGCUAUAGUAGCUCAGCCUAGCUUUGUUUACAGUGCUAGUGCUAGCUCUGUUCAAGCAGCUUUGCCUGUGACAGUGGCUUUAUAUCAGCAUAGAAAAGCUUUGAAACUGUAGAGUUCAUCUUAGCGGCCUGGCAUCAUUAUAUGUGACCUCAAAUUUACUGUCAUUUGGCUGAAAGAGUUGUGUUUGUCCCUGUGCUACAACAUCAGUAUGGGUAUGUGUUUACCCUGUCUGGGUGGAGCUGGAGAUGAUGUAGUAGUCACACCAGACCCUGAGACAAGGAGAAGACAGCUAGCAGAAGCUGCAGAGAAGAGACAGAAAGAGAUUACCUACAGAGGUAUCAAAAACCCGGAAGCCUUGGAGAGGAAAAAGAAGAAACAGGAAGAAACAGAGAAACAGACCAUGAACUCUGUUCCUGCUGGAGGCGGGGGGCUAAGGUGGCAGGUUGGCUAACACAGGCUGAAGGGAAGAUCACUGGUGUGUCUACAUCGGGGAUCAACCUUGAACCUUCAUCUGCAGUAUUUCCCGCUGACUUGAGAUUCUUAAAACUCUUUUUGCUUUCUUUCUUCAUUUUGAAGUGUACACUAGCCAGGGGAGUUUGCAUAGAGACUGCCAAGCUCUUGCACAAAGCUAAUCCUCCAGCUCUUCUGAUUCGCCAGAGUGCAUUCAGGCCACGCCCCUUUAAUGCCAAGUUGGGCUAGCUUGUGGUUUCCUGGGGUACCGAUUUUAGCAAUUAAUGAAUUUUUUCCACAACCUAUUGCAUUUAUGUUCAUGCAUCAUUUUCACACGCAGCUUUUGUACCAAUGUGCUCUCUAUUUUUGACAUUUUUGACAUUUUAAUACACAUUUAUACAACUGAAAAGCAUGUUUUAUAUUGGAUUUUGGGUCAUUUAAUCCAUAUUUAGCCGUUUAUAUUUAAGCAUCAGUUACCAGUGUGUUUUGGUUUUUAAGCUCAUAGGAUUUUUCAAUGAGCAAGUGGGAAAUGUUGUGAUAUUUAAGAGUGAAGUUAAACGUGAAUGAAGGAUUUUCUGUCAGUUAGCACUUUCACUGCCUGUUGAU